Molecule: messenger RNA, 9943 nt
Organism: Culex pipiens pallens (northern house mosquito)
Lineage: Eukaryota; Metazoa; Arthropoda; Insecta; Diptera; Culicidae
Gene: sli
Product: protein slit
Exons: 20
Coding region: 1967-6469 (1500 amino acids)
Biological process (GO): axon guidance
Molecular function (GO): Roundabout binding; heparin binding; calcium ion binding
Source: RefSeq, a predicted model, not a curated record
GCGCUGUGGUUCGUCAGUUGAGUUCUGUCCUUCGCGCCGGGUGGAUGCUAGACCUGCUUUCGUCGAUUCUUCAAUAACCAAGAGUGUGUUUCUGGUGUAUUGUGGUGCUUGGGAAUUGUGUUUUUCGCCUCCUCGCUGGCUGCACUGGACGCGCACAGUGGUGUGGUGUUGUAGCACAGGGGGAGUGAGUUAUCCUGGCUGGAUUCCGACAACGACAGUUGGAACGAGUUUUGAUCACUUUUUGAGACCGAACGGUGCAAAUACGGUGAAGUUCGCUGUGGUUGAACAAGUUCGAAGCAAAUUAUAAAUCGUUCUGAAUCAGGACGGCAGCGUUGUCAUUCAGGUGGUGGUGAUUUGCUUGUCCGGAAGGCAAGAAGCGGAUUAUUCCCUAAAAACAAAAGGAAGGAAGAGAUUUUUAGCGCGUUUGCGCGCAAUUCCCUUCCAUUCCACCGGUUCUUGAGCAGUUGGUUGGUGACUCUGGUGCAAGUCCUGCUCCGUUGUUUGCUCAAGUGGUGAUCGAUAUCCUUCGCUGUGUGUUUUCUGCAGCAGAAGCAGCAGUUCUGAAUGAAGUGAACGGAUGCAACGUUCUGCUGUUGUUGACGGCGAUAAGAAGCCUUUCUGAAGGGAGAUGUACACGUAGCGGGCACGACGACCCCGGAAGAUAUCCUUCCAAGCGAAAUAAAAAAGGAAAAGUGUUUUAUUCCUCGUGAAGAAGCCGGUCAACGGCAAGGCUUGAAUGAAAAAUCAACCCACGGAGAAAAGUGAGUGAAGUGAAACAUAAUACACGACACGAUAGCGAUACGAAAGCAAAGAGUGAAGAAAGCACUGGAUGUAAAUAAAAUAUUCACGAAGAAACAGAAGGAAACGUACCCCGAGAGAGAGCACGGAGGGAAAAACGGGAUCAUAACCUGAGGGGUGCAGCAGAGCAGUGUGAUGUGUUUCUAGUGGCCUCCUCUAGCAGGGAAAGAAGUUGGAAUUUCCCAGUGUUUGUUUGCGAGUGUGUGCGUUUGUUGAAAUUCGUUUGCAUAGAAGACGACACCACCCCUGAAUUGAGGGAGGAUUCCUGUGACGAGCAUACAAACGGGGGAAAGAGAAUAAUAGAAAAAAGAUUUUGGCAAAGUUUUGACAGAGUUUGAUGCGGCAAUAAACUGAUUGACGAAUCAUCACAAACAUUGGCUGAGUUGGUGGAAAGUAGAACGUUUUGGAUUAUCAAUAAACUUUUAAGAUUUAUGCUGGCCGAGCACUGAUCGAAUGCACACGGGUUUUUCCUGCCAACAUAUGCUGUCUCUCUCUCGCUCACUCUAAAGCCAUUCUAACGACCGACCGACUGGCCGCCUGCCCGAGGUCUAGUCUAGUUUGCACCGUGAACCAACGCAGAAGUGAGCAGUUUUAAUUAUUACUUAAAGUUAAACUCUACCGAGCGUUUUUUUGGAAGCUGCCCCGCCUAACAGUAUUAGCAGAUGAACCAGGGUCAGAGUGCCGCGUUGUAAAAGUUGGCUGCAGCAGCAGCAGUUCACCCAUCGAAAUGCGAAACACGUGCAACGGCAGCGGGAAAGUGCAUCACAGCGUUAUGAAAAUUAAUUGAAUACAGAGAGAAUUUUCCAGCGCGCGAGAGGAAAAACCGGCAUCGCCUGGUGAGCUGUGUGGUGGUGAAAGUGCUGAAAAUUUAUAAUUAAAUUAGUGGAUGAUAGUUUUUUUGCUGCCCCUCUGGAUAGCUUGCAGAUUUUGGUUUUGCUGCAAACGCUGUGUUGUACGGCGCAAUGUGUGAACAUCGACGCCACGUGGUGCAACUUCCCGCAAAUAAUCGCUAAUAAGCUAAAAGUGUGAAAAUCUGAGGUAUUUUUAUGUGUUUAUUAUCCGGUGCUUUUGUGUUAGCCUAAUUGAAUGAAAUUAUCGCAAAUAUUGAAUUGGUGAAGCCCGGGAAAAUCCAACCGAGUGCGCGAAUUUUAAUGUGCCCAGCUUUGGGAUGGCCAGUGCCCGUGGGUUGUGGUCCAGACGGCCUUCGUCGCCAUCGUCGUGCGCCAUGCUAACGGUGCUGCUGUUUGUCUGUUUGGCCGGCCAGUUGGCCCGGUGCGAUCCGUACGGCGGUGGACACUUUGGCGGAGGAGGAGUCGGAGGGCUCGGCGGCAGCAGUGGCGGCCUGAAUGGCGAGCAGCAGCGGUGCCCCCGGUUGUGCUCCUGCACCGGACAGACCGUGGAUUGUUCGCACCGGGGGCUCACCCAGGUGCCCCGGAAGAUCCCGCUGGAUACCGAUAGACUAGACCUGCAGGGCAACAACAUCACCGUCAUCUACGAGUCAGAUUUCCAGAGUCUGUCAAAGCUGCGAAUAUUGCAGUUGACCGACAACCAAAUCUACACGAUAGAGAAGGACGCGCUGCUGGAUCUGAUUUCGCUGGAACGAUUACGACUUAAUAGCAAUCGCUUAAAAUCAAUACCAGAUAAUUUUUUAUCGAGCGCUGCUAAUUUAUUACGAUUAGACCUGUCGCACAAUGCCCUCGCAGCAAUCCCGAAACGCGCCUUCAAGGGUGCCACCUCGCUGCGAAGUCUCCAGCUGGACAACAACCAGAUCACGUGCCUCGACGAGCAGGCCAUCAAGGGUCUGGCCGAGCUGGAAAUCCUCACGCUCAACAACAACAACAUCACGACACUUGCCCGGGACAUGUUCACCGGGAUGCCCCGGCUGAGGGCGUUGCGCCUGUCGGAGAAUCCGUUCGCGUGCGACUGUCAUCUGUCGUGGCUGGCGCGCUAUCUGAAGAAUGCACCCCGGCUGGCCCCGUACACGCGCUGCCACUCGCCCAGCCAGCUCAAGGGCCAGAACGUGGCCGACCUGCACGACCAGGAGUUCAAGUGUUCGGGACUCACCGAGAACGCACCAAUGGAAUGCGGUGGCCGCAGCCUGUGCCCCCACCCGUGUCGGUGUGCCGACGGUAUCGUGGACUGCCGCGAGAAGAGCUUGACCAGCGUUCCGGCCACGCUGCCCGAGGACACCACCGAGCUGCGAUUGGAGCAAAACUACAUUACGGAAAUCCCACCGAAAGCGUUCGCGGCCCACCGGAGGCUCAAACGGAUCGACCUCUCGAACAACAACAUCUCCCGCGUGGCUUACGAUGCCUUCAGUGGCCUCAAAUCGCUCACUUCGCUUGUCCUUUACGGAAAUAAAAUCAAGGAUCUGCCGGCGAGUGUUUUCAAGGGAUUAACGUCCCUGCAGCUGCUGUUGCUGAACGCGAACGAGAUAACCUGCGUGCGGAAGGACGCCUUCAAGGAUCUGCAGAAUCUGAGCCUGCUCUCGCUGUACGAUAACAACAUCCAGACGCUGGCCAACGGCACGUUCGACGCGCUCAAGAGCAUCCAAACUUUACACUUGGCACGUAAUCCCUUCAUUUGCGAUUGUAAUCUCCGGUGGCUCGGCGACUAUUUGCAUCAGAACCCAAUUGAAACGAGUGGAGCCCGCUGCGACUCGCCGAAACGCAUGCAAAGACGCCGCAUCGAAGCGCUCAAGGAUGAGAAAUUCAAAUGUACGGAAGAUCACGCCAAAAUCAAGUAUGCCGGCGAGUGCCGCAUGGAUCAGGAGUGUCCGGCGGCGUGCCACUGCGACAGGACGACGGUGGACUGCUCGUCGCGCGGACUCAAGGAGAUUCCGCGGGAUAUUCCGCUGUACACGACGGAGCUCCUGCUUAAUGACAACGAGCUGAACCGCAUACGGUCGGACGGCCUGUUCGGACGGCUCCCCAACCUGGUCAAGCUGGAUCUGCGCCGCAACCAGAUCUCCGCCGUCGAACCGAACGCGUUCGAAGGUGCCACCAAGAUUCAGGAGCUGUUCAUCAGCGAGAACAAGAUCCCCGAGGUGCACAACAAGAUGUUCCUCGGACUGCACCAGCUCAAGACACUAUCGUUGUACGAUAACCUGAUCACGUGCGUCAUGCCCGGAUCGUUCGAGUUCCUGUCUUCGCUGACUCAAUUAAACCUCGCCUCGAACCCUUUCCGUUGCAAUUGCCACCUCGGCUGGUUCUCGGAUUGGCUCCGGAAGAAGCAACUGGGCGGACCGCCGGCUCGGUGCGCCUCCCCGGCCAAGGUUCGCGACGUGCCCGUCAAGGAUCUGCCCCACUUUGAGUUCAAGUGCACCUCGGACGCCGACCAGGGCUGCCUGGGCGAAGGGUACUGCCCGCCGUCCUGCACCUGCACCGGAACUGUGGUGCGCUGCUCGCGGAACAAGCUGAAGGAGAUCCCGAAGAGCAUUCCGUCGGAGACGACCGAGCUGUAUCUGGAAUCGAACGAAAUCUCAAUGAUCCAAAUGUCCCGGAUCAGCCACCUGAAGGCGUUGACGCGACUAGACUUGAGCAACAACAAGAUCAGCAUGCUGUCGAACCACACGUUUGCCAAUUUGUCCCGGCUGUCAACGCUCAUCAUCAGCUACAACAAUCUGCAGUGCGUGCAGCAGUACGCGCUGGCCGGGUUGAAGAACCUGAAGGUGCUGUCGCUGCACGGUAACCACAUCUCGAUGAUUCCGGACGGGUCGUUCGCGGAUCUGCAGGCCAUUACGCACAUCGCCCUCGGCAGCAACCCGCUGUACUGCGACUGCUCGCUCAAGUGGCUCUCCGAGUGGGUCAAGCGGGACUACGUCGAGCCGGGAAUCGCCCGUUGCGCGGAGCCGGACGCGAUGAAGGACAAGCUGGUUCUUUCGACACCGGCCGCGCAGUUUGUGUGCAAGGGCAAGGUCAGCAACGAAAUCCUAUCCAAGUGUGACGCGUGCUACACCUUCCCGUGCAAGAACAACGCCGUGUGCAAGGCCCUGCCGGAGCGCCAGUACGAGUGCCAGUGUCCGCCCGGGUACCACGGAGCGCACUGCGAGUUCAUGAUCGAUGCUUGUUACGGCAAUCCGUGCAGGAAUAACGGCACGUGUACGGUGAUGGAGGAGGGACGGUUCAGCUGUCAGUGUAUGUCCGGGUAUUCGGGGGCUAGGUGUGAGAUCAACAUCGAUGACUGUACUGGGCACAAGUGUUUGAACAAUGCUACCUGCGUUGAUGGGGUGAACUCGUACAGCUGUGGAUGUCUGCCGGGUUACACGGGUCCGUACUGUGAGUCUAAGAUUGAGUUCUGUGGACCGGACUUUAACCCGUGUCAGAAUGGAGCGAAGUGCGUGGACCAUUCGACGCACUACAGCUGCGAGUGUGUUCCGGGCUAUCGAGGCGUCAAUUGUACGGAUAACAUUGACGAUUGCGUGAAUCACAUGUGCCAGAACGGUGGAACGUGCCUCGACGGCAUCAACGACUACGUGUGCAAGUGUCCGUCGGAGUUUACGGGUAAAUUCUGCGAAGGAACUCCGAUGGUCGCAAUGUUGUACCCUCAGACGUCUCCGUGCCAGCAGCACGAGUGCAAGUUUGGAGUUUGCUUCCAGCCGAAUCCUUCCAGCGCGGACUAUAUCUGCAAAUGCGCUCCGGGCUAUUCCGGCAAGCGCUGUGAAUACCUUACAAGUUUAACGUUCCUGCACAACAACUCCUUCGUCGAGUUGGAACCGCUGCGAACAAAGCCGGAAGCGAACGUGACCAUUGUCUUCAGCAGCACGCAACAGAACGGAGUCCUAAUGUACGACGGAAACAACGAACAUUUGGCCGUUGAACUGUUCAACGGCCGCAUCCGGGUCAGCUACGACGUCGGCAACUAUCCGGUCUCAACCAUGUACAGCUUCGAGAUGGUCGCCGAUGGGAAGUACCACAUGGUAGAGCUGCUCGCGAUCAAGAAGAACUUUACGCUGCGCGUCGAUCGUGGCCUCGCCCGCUCGAUCAUCAACGAGGGCUCCAAGGACUUCCUGAAGCUGACGACGCCGCUGUACCUGGGUGGUCUGGCGCCCGAACCGGGCCAGCAGGCGUACAAGCUGUGGCAUCUGCGCAACCUGACCAGCUUCAAGGGCUGCAUGAAGGAGGUGUGGAUCAACCACAAGCAGGUGGACUUCCUGAACGCGGCCCGCCAGCAGAAGGUGACACCCGGCUGCGCCCUGCUGGACGCCGAAAGCGAGGGCGAGGUCGAGGAUGACUUUAUGCAGGAGACGCCGAUGAUACUGAGAGAGGUCGACCCGUGCGAGAACCACCAGUGCAAGCGCGGUGGCAAGUGCAUACCGAACGGCAAGGGUGGCUACUCGUGCAAGUGUAAGAACGGUGCCAAGGGCAAAUUCUGCGACCAAGGUGAGGGCUCGGUCUCGGUGGUCGUCGACGAGGACCUCCCCUUCAAAGCUCCCUCUUCCGGGUCCUCGACUUGUCGCAAGGAGCAAGUGCGAGAGUACUACACGGAGAAUGAGUGUCGAUCGCGGCAACCGCUCAAGUACGCCAAGUGCGUGGGCGGUUGCGGGAACCAGUGUUGCGCGGCCAAGAUCGUACGGAGGAGAAAAGUACGCAUGGUGUGCAGCAACAAUACCAAAUACAUCAAGCACCUCGAUAUCGUGCGCAAAUGCCAAUGUACAAAGAAAUGCUACUGACUGCAAGACGCGACUACCCAAACAACAUCAACAACAGCAACACCAUUAGCAGCAGUGCAAGUAGCAGGAUUCGAUAGCGUAGGAUUAGGUUCAUCUAGGUUAAGUGUAAUUAGCGAUAGGUUAGGGCGAGGGGAAAAUGCCAGCGAAGAGCGGAGGAGUGAUGAUAAUACGUGGGUCAAUUUCGAGACCGACUUUGACGAGGACGAGAUGAUGCAGAAUGAUGAUGCGGGAGCGGUCGCGGUUGCGACCGAGGAGCCGCUGGACGACUUCCAGAAGCUGAUGAAACAGCUGGAACAGAUGAAGGCAAAGCCGUUGUUUACGCAGGAGGAAGAGCAGGAGGUGAAGGAGGACGAUCAGCUGUUUGACGACGAUGAUUACGAGGACGUCGACUCCUUAAUUCGGAAGCAGAAGCAACAGCAACAGCGGGAUGAGGAAAGCAAGCGGAAGCUUUUCGACGACGAUGAUGACGACUAUUACGAUGAUUACAGCGAUGAGGAGGUGGACAGUAAAAAGGAUAAAGUGGAGGCAAAGUCGUCCACGGACAGUAAGAAUGUGAUGCAGGAUUUCAUCAAGGGAAAGACGGCGUCACAUCGGUUCAAAUCGCGCUUUGACGACUUUGCGGACGACGGCGAUGAGUUGCUGUCGUCUGGCAAUCGCAAGCUGCGCAAGAACGACUCGAUCAAGGUGAUCUCCACCCCGAACGGGAAGGUAGGAAUUGUGUACAAAGUGGAACCGAAGGCGCCCGAAGACGACAAAGCGAAGAAGAGUAGCGAGAGUCAGAGCGGGACGCCCGAGGUUCAGCAGAAAAUUACGCCGGUCAUAACGGCCGACGGCAAGGUGGCUCUCCUGUACCGUGGUGCCUCGGAUAACAGCGAAACCUUCCGAAACAAGUACGAGCCCAUUACCAAUAAGGACAUUCUGACACAACUGAUCGACAAUAAUAGCAACAACAAGAGUACUUUUAGUAGCAGUAGCGGUAACGCUAACAACAGUAUUAAAAAUAUUACCACUUUGAAUAGUAUUUAUAGUAGUAAUUACGAUAGUUAUGAUAGUUUUAAUAGAAACAGCAACAAUGUGAUCAUAGACCCGGCAACGGUCGAAUCUGAUUCGGUCGAAGGCUCAGUAAACCAUAGACAGCUCGCGAACGGCGCAGAACCGCAAGCGACGCCAUCCGCCGAGGUGGUGAACCCAAGUACUUUUACUACUACUGCCACUACAACUACUACCACUAUUGUUGCUGCUACCAGCAUCACAACCACAACAACGACAACGGCGUGGGAAGACACGCACCCGGACGAGAACGAAGGGCUUCUGCAGGAACGCGGUGGGGAGAACACCCUCCUCAUCAAUCGUCCCCUGUCGGAAGUGUUAGGCAUUAAGAAAAACCUGUACCUAGAUACUAGCGUCAAGAUACCAAAUAUCGAAACUUCAACCCACAAAAUGCGGAUAACGAACAACAACAAUCUGCUGUCCUCACUGCUGAACAGCAUCAACGGUACCAGUGAAGCUGCCAACAACACCGGCAACGCCAACAACCGCAUCAUCAGCAACUACGUGAGCAAAAACUUCCGCAACAACGCCAACGUCGAGUACGAAGAUCGCCUCUCCCUCGGUGACCGCGGUGGCUACAGCGUGAACGGGUUCAGUCGGUCUCGUUUCUACAUCAACCGGCGAACCACGCCAGCACUCCCACCGCGAGUCAUCAAGGAAGAAAGCGACGAAGAGUGGGCCACCAACGGGGACGACAACUCCGUACCGGAGGUGAUCAACCUCGCCAUCAUCCCCGCGUUCGAGCACGAGAUCGACGAAAAGUACAUCCGAGCGCAGCACGGCGACGACCACCACCGGCGCCAUCGGCAUCACUACGCCAACGGGGGCCACCCGAAGACAGUGCACUGUGCGAUGCAGGCCAUGGUCUCGUGCGUCGUGCUCGGGACGUUCUUUGGCAUCGCGGGUGCGUUCUUCCGGACGAGGGUGCUCGACCGCGUGCUGAAUUGGUAAAAUUUGUCUGGUAUUCAAUCGACGGCGAGAUCGCGAUUGAAUACCAACCCUCACAACAACAGUGCCAGCUUAAACCUGGUGAGCUUAAUCCUAACCACGUAAGAUACAAACAGUGACUGUAUGUGUUGAAUGUCGUAGUUCACAGAUGGAACUAGAGAGAUUACGUGUGUCAAACAGACUGGACCCCCGUAGAUAUCAUCAUUCGUCGUCGCUGACGCAUUUCCCCUUCGAACGUUGAAUGUAUAAAUAACAAAUAAUACGAGAGUGUCUAACCAACAGUUUCCAGCCCCCCAAAACGACGACGAAACUUCUGCUUCUGUUAUUUCAUUGUCGAAAUCGGAACGAGAAACAAAAGUGGUUAUUUUACUGGGAACGCAAUUGUUAUAUAGGUAGAAUUAAACAAAAAAAAAACUAAUUUAUUGGAGCAAAGCGCAACCAUACAAAAAAUCGUCACUUAUGUCAAUAGUUGUAACAUAUUUUUGUAAAUCUUACUUGCCACACAGAAAAACAAACACACAAUUGGACGUUGCAUUUGACAAUUGUACACCGAAUCCAUAAUCAGAAACGAACAAAACUAUGAUUAAAAUGCUAAUGGGAAAACAAACAAAAAGGGUAGUCGCGGAAUCGUUAUUUUUUGAAAACAAGUCAAUGAGAGUAGAAAUUGAACGAGCAUUUAUUUAACUGAUAGAAAGUAUGGAUAGAAAACUGUUUUUUAAAACACGCAAGGUGAAAUAGCAGAAACACAGGAACGUGUCGUUGCAAAAACAGCAAACAUUUCGGUAACGCGUCGAAAGAACGAACAAACAAAAAACUGUAAAUUUUGCCUUUUUAAACGAAGAACAUUUGAUAGAAACGAAAGAUCAUUCAAAGAUUAAUGCAAAUGAAGAGAAGAAAAAACGAAGGUGAACUAAAAUUAUCAUAUAAAUAUUUUUUAAAAGCGCUGAAAGUACGAGCAAGCAAGCAUAUAAAUUGGAACGUAUAUUUUAUUAAACUGUGCGAAAUUGUAGCUAAAGAAGGAUCCUGUUAAUUAGUUUUGGCAGAGAGUAUUUAUUAUCACGAUAAUCCUGAUUUUAUUUCAUACACACCUAAGAAUCCCUAUACUCAAAUCUAAAAACAAGAAAAAACAACAGUGGUGUCUCCUAAUGUAACCCGUAGACUAUGUGACGAACGUUACACAAACAAGCAUGGUAAACGAAGUUAGCAACUAAGCAAAACAAGGCAAACACUGUAUCUUUUAAUCGAAUAUACUCAGAUGUAUUUCUACCGACGUGCGAACACUCACACAAACACUCACACACACUAUUCAACAAACUUCACUAUUCUUGUAUCCUUUAUAAACCACAUCGCUCAUAAUCAUUUCCCUCCUCCUCCUAGCGCAAAACCAAACGCAAAUCAUAGAAACAAAAGUCAAGCAUGGAUCGAAAAUAAACUACAGAACAACAACACCGAAAACAGUACGGUCUAUCUGAAAGA